AUGCUGCGCACGACUGCACGCAGAGAGUAUGCUGAUGAAGAUGAUGGGUAUUUACCAGUGUUAAUAUCAAUGGCUCGCCAUUUCAUAGACAACCCAGAAUCAGACAUGGGGAAGAAUGAUCCCCUUUAUUUGGAUCACCGCCAUAGUGGCUAUGACAUACAAAUACGUCGCUUUACAUCCAG
Paraglomus occultum is the source of this 182-nucleotide messenger RNA. The record is from the annotation of a GenBank genome assembly. Lineage: Eukaryota; Fungi; Glomeromycota; Glomeromycetes; Paraglomerales; Paraglomeraceae.